AGAAACGGAACUUUUCAUCAUUGACUUUUUUUUUGCAUUAAACAGAGUUUUCCUCGGUACCCAAAUUUGGCAAAUUUUAAAAACCGUAAACUGAUUGAAGAAAAGAUACGCCAAAUCAAAUCACUGACUAAAAUCAAACUCAAAUGCGAUUCCGAGUUAUAGGGUUUUAGUGAUACUUUGAUUCGAGAACUGGAACAAUGUCUACUAAUUUUUGAAAGCCCCACAUUGGCAAAAGCUGAGAGAAUUAACUAUUUUUUUCUUUUCAGGUACAAAGAAGAGCAUCGAGGUUGGGAUUGAAGAAACAUUUCACUUGUUUUUGUACAAAAAUGACAAUGAAACCAUCAAAUAACAUUUGGAUUCGACGUCAGCAGUGUCCAUGCGGAGAUUGGAAGUGUUAUGUUAAGUAUGAAGGAGAUGAUCAGACAUCGGUAAGCUCUCAGCUAAUAAAAAAUGAGACAACUUCAACAUCGUCAUCAUCAGAAGCUGUCUUUAUGCCAUAUGUUGGUCAAAUAUUCAAAACUGAUGAAGAUGCUUUUGAGUACUAUAGCAAUUUUGCACGGAAGAAUGGGUUUUCAAUACGGAAAGCACGGUCCACAGAAAGCCAGAAUUUAGGGAUCUACCGACGGGAUUUUGUCUGUUAUCGGUCGGGGUUUAAUCAACCAAGAAAAAAGGCCAAUGUGGAGCAUCCAAGAGAUCGGAAAUCAGUGCGAUGCGGAUGUGAUGCGAAAUUGUAUUUGACAAAAGAAAUCGUCAACGGUGUGACUCAAUGGUACAUUUCACAAUUUAGUAAUGUCCAUAACCAUGAAUUGUUGGAAGAUGACCAAGUACGUCUGCUUCCGGCAUAUAGGAAAAUUCAGGAAGCUGAUCAGGAAAGAAUUCUUUUACUCUCCAAAGCCGGGUUUCCUGUCAAUCGCAUUGUGAAGGUGUUGGAAUUAGAAAAGGGAGUUCAGCCCGGACAAUUGCCCUUUAUUGAGAAGGAUGUUCGGAAUUUUGUACGGACUUGUAAAAAGUCUGUUCAAGAAAAUGAUGCUCUACUUACUGAGAAAAGGGAAAAUGAUACAUUAGAAUUUCUCGAGGCCUGCAAGGCUAUGGCAGAGAGGGAUGCCGAUUUUGUUUACGAUUAUACAACAGAUGAAAAUAGUAAGGUCGAAAAUAUUUCAUGGUCAUAUGCAGAUUCAGUCCGUGCAUAUACUGUGUUUGGUGAUGUGGUUACCUUUGACACCACGUAUCGAUCUAUUACCUAUGGGUUGCUUCUCGGAGUAUGGUUUGGUAUAGAUAAUCAUGGAAAGCCAGUUUUUUUGGGAUGUGCUUUACUGCAAGAUGAAAGUUUGAAUUCUUUCGCUUGGGCUUUACAGGUUCGUGGACAUAAUUAUUUGUUCCCAAUCUGUAAUUGUCUUAUUGUCUAUUUAUGGCUUUCUUCUUUUGAACAGACUUUUCUUCGUUUCAUGAGAGGUAGAUGUCCGCAAACAGUCCUAACAGAUAUUGAUUCAAGCCUAAGAGACGCAAUUGCAAGGGAAUUGCCUGAUACAAAACAUGUUAUAUGUUCAUGGCAUGUUCAUUCGAAAUUAUCGAGUUGGUUCAUGCCGUUGCUUGGAUCACAGUAUGAAGAGUUCAAAGCCGAAUUCGAUAUGUUGUGUCACUUAGAGGGUAUAGAGGAGUUUGAACAUCAAUGGAAUCAUUUGGUUGCCCGUUUUGGACUUGCCUCUGAUAAGCACAUAGCUUUAUUAUUUUCAUAUCGAACAUCCUGGCCACUUUGUUACAUCCGAAGUUACUUUCUUGCUCGUUCAAUGACGGCUGAGUUUUAUCAGUCUUUGGAUGAAUUUUUUAAACGAAUCUUGAGUGGACAGACAUGUUUACAAUUAUUCUUUGAGCAGGUUUGGUUUGCUGCAGAUUUAAGAAACCGAAGUAAAGAAGCAUUGCAAUACAUGCAUACCAAGACGGGCUUACCAAUUGAAGAAAACGCAAGAAGUAUUCUUACACCUUAUGCAUUCAAUGCAUUACAACACGAGAUUGUGCAAUCAAUGCAGUAUGCAACAACGGAAUUGGCAAACGGAUCAUAUCUUGUACGACACUAUAAGAAAAUGGAAGGUGAAUAUCUUGUGAUUUGGAUAUCACAAGAUGAGCAGAUUCAUUGCUCGUGUAAGGAGUUUGAACAUUCCGGGAUAUUGUGCCGGCAUUGUCUUCGAGUACUUACAGUGAAAAACUAUUUUGAAAUCCCGGAGAAAUAUAUUCUGUUCCGGUGGAGAUUGGAGAGUUCAUUGGUUGCUCUGGAAGAUCAAAAUGGCCAAUGUAACAGUGAUGAGUAUGCUCAAGUCUUUCAUUCUCUAGCUGCAACUCUUUUGACUGAAUCGCUUUUUACAAAGGAACGAUUCAACCAUGUUCAUCGGGAACUUACAAGACUCCUCGAGCAUGUCCGGAACAUGCCAGUAUCUAACGAGUUUGCUUCGAAUAUGGCAGCUAACAACAUCAGUGAGUCAUAGGUUUGGUGGUACGAAAUCACAGCUAAUAGAUUGACUUGGAGUUUGCUGGCUUGUUGGAACAUUUCGGAGCUAUACAUGUGAUUUAUAAUACAUUCAGCUGUAAAGGUUGGAAUUCAAAAGAUAUUGGGGUAUGUGGAGGAUGAGAUACACAAGUGGUGAAUUCUUUUGAUAGAUACUAGACAUCAAAACACUGUGAAAACAACAUAGAGAUGGGAAUAUACUGACUUUUUCAUUCUCUUUUCACAGAUCAUUUUUUAGGUUUUAAGGUUGGUAUCAUAUAUUAAGUUUAAUAGUUUUCCCUUUUUUCUUUUACCUGGUAAGACGUCAUCGAAAACUUUAUCAACAUCACAUGUAAAUAUGCCAACUUUAUAUAAUUCAAUUUUGGGGGGCAUACAGAGGAAUUUGGAUGUGGCAUAUAUGUCUUGUAUCGGAAGGUUUUCGAAGGAUGAUGUGUAUGAUUAUUUAUGAAAAGUAUAAGAAUGUAGUUUAUCGUUUGGUAA
Molecule: messenger RNA, 2980 nt
Organism: Gossypium arboreum
Lineage: Eukaryota; Viridiplantae; Streptophyta; Magnoliopsida; Malvales; Malvaceae
Product: putative protein FAR1-RELATED SEQUENCE 10
Exons: 4
Coding region: 327-2480 (717 amino acids)
Biological process (GO): regulation of DNA-templated transcription
Molecular function (GO): zinc ion binding
Source: RefSeq, a predicted model, not a curated record